Molecule: messenger RNA, 3432 nt
Organism: Durio zibethinus
Lineage: Eukaryota; Viridiplantae; Streptophyta; Magnoliopsida; Malvales; Malvaceae
Product: importin subunit beta-1-like
Biological process (GO): protein import into nucleus
Molecular function (GO): small GTPase binding
Source: RefSeq, a predicted model, not a curated record
AGCAUCUAGGGCAACUAUUAACAUUUCAUUUUAAAAAAUAAUUUAAAAUAUAGAUUUGUAUAAAUUAUAUGAGAGUAGCUUCAGAUCCGCGCUUUCUUCUUCGUCUAUCCUUCGUUGUUCUUCCUUUUCCUGUUUCAUUUUCUCUCUCCAAUUAUUAGGGUCUUAUUCAGCCGCUCUUCUUUUAAUUUUAAGAAACAGUAUGGCAAUGGAAGUUACAGAGGUGCUUUUGAAUGCACAAUCAAUAGAUGCAGCUUUGCGGAAGAAUUCUGAAGAAAGCUUGAAACAGUUUCAGGAGCAGAACCUUCCUGGUUUCUUGCUGUCACUUUCUGGAGAAUUGGCAAAUGAGGAGAAGCCUGUUGAAACACGUAAAUUAGCAGGUUUGAUACUUAAGAAUGUGUUGGAUGCUAAGGAACAGCAUAGGAAGUUUGAGCUUGUUCAAAGAUGGUUGUCAUUGGACGGCAAUGCAAAGAGACAGAUUAAGGCAUGCUUACUGAAGACUCUGUCUUCUCCAGUAUCUGAUGCUCGUUCAACUGCAUCUCAAGUCAUUGCCAAGGUUGCUGGCAUUGAGUUGCCACAGAAACAGUGGCCUGAGUUGAUAGGUUCACUUUUAUCAAAUGUUCAUCAGCUACCGGUUCAAGCCAAGCAGGCCACUUUGGAAACUCUUGGGUAUUUGUGUGAGGAGGUCUCCCCUGAUGUUAUUGAUCAAGAUCAAGUAAAUAAAAUACUUACAGCUGUAGUUCAAGGUAUGAGUGCAUCAGAAGGAAACGCUGAUGUGAGGCUUGUUGCAACAAGAGCACUUUUCAAUGCUCUGGGAUUUGCACAGGCAAAUUUCAGCAAUGAUAUGGAGCGUGAUUAUAUCAUGAGAGUUGUCUGUGAGGCAACCCUGUCCCCAGAAGUGAGCAUAAGGCUGGCAGCUUUCGAGUGUUUGGUCUCUAUUUCAUCAACUUAUUAUGAGAAACUAUCUCCUUAUAUCCAGGAUAUUUUUAGCAUCACAGCAAAGGCUGUGAGGGAAGACGAGGAACCUGUUGCCCUUCAAGCCAUUGAGUUCUGGAGUUCCAUAUGUGACGAGGAGAUAGAUAUUUUGGAAGAAUAUGGAGGUGAUUUCAUUGGGGACUCUGAUAUUCCUUGUUUUUACUUUAUCAAGAAGGCACUCCCUGCCCUUGUCCUUAUGUUGUUGGAGACUCUGUUGAAGCAGGAGGAGGAUCAGGUUCAGGAUGAUGGGGCUUGGAAUAUUGCAAUGGCUGGGGGAACCUGUCUUGGUUUGGUUGCACAGACUGUGGGAGAUGAUAUUGUCCCUCUUGUUGUACCAUUUAUUGAGGAGAAUAUAACAAAGCCUGAAUGGAGGCAGAGGGAGGGGGCAAUUUAUGCCUUUGGUUCAAUCUUGGAGGGCCCUUCUCCUGAAAAGUUAAUACCUCUUGUGAAUAUUGCCCUAACCUUCAUGCUCAGUGCUUUGACAAAUGACCCCAAUAGCCACGUCAAAGACACUACAGCCUGGACUCUUGGACGAAUCUUUGAAUUCCUUCAUGGUUCAGCUGUGGAUUCUCCCAUCAUCACUCUGGCAAAUUGCCAACAGAUAGUCACAGUAUUGCUACAAAGUAUGAAGGACACUCCAAAUGUUGCUGAGAAGACUUGUGGUGCUCUCUAUUUUCUUGCUCAAGGUUAUGAGGAGAUGGGUACUUCAUCUCCUUUAACUCCUUUUUUCCAGGAAAUAGUCCAGUCCCUUCUCACUGUCACUCACCGAGAAGAUGCUGGGGAAUCCCGGCUGAGGACAGCCGCCUAUGAGACAUUGAAUGAAGUGGUGAGGUGUUCAACCGACGAGACAGCUCCAUUGGUGUUGCAAUUGGUGCCUGUCAUAAUGAUGGAGCUUCAUAACACUCUCGAAGGGCAGAAACUAUUAUCUGAUGAAAGGGAGAAGCAGAGUGAAUUGCAAGGCCUUCUUUGUGGGUGUUUACAGGUCAUUAUUCAGAAGCUUGGUUCAUCAGAACCAACCAAGUAUGUUUUCAUGCAGUAUGCAGAUAAGAUAAUGGAACUUUUCCUUAGGGUUUUUGCUUGUAGGAGUGCUACUGUACAGGAGGAGGCCAUGCUUGCAAUUGGAGCUCUUGCUUAUGCAACUGGAGCAGAUUUUGCAAAAUACAUGCCAGAUUUUUUUAUGUACUUGGAAAUUGGUCUUCGGAAUUUUGAAGAGUACCAAGUCUGUGCUGUUACAGUUGGUGUUGUGGGUGAUAUUUGCAGGGCAUUGGAGGAAAGUAUUGCGCCUUACUGUGAUGGGAUUAUGACACAGCUUCUCAAGAAUUUAUCAAGCAACCAGUUGCAUCGCUCUGUGAAGCCUCCCAUAUUUUCAUGCUUUGGUGACACUGCAUUGGCAGUGGGAGAGUAUUUUGAAAAGUAUUUAGUGUGGGCCAUGUCUGCACUUCAGAGCGCAGCAGAGUUGUCCACCCAUAUGACAGGUGACGAUGAAUUGAUAGAGUACACAAAUUCCCUCAGAAACGGAAUUCUGGAGGCAUAUUCUGGGAUUUUCCAAGGGUUUAAGAACUCUCCCAAAACCCAGCUCUUGAUUCCCUAUGCUCCUCAUAUCCUCCAGUUUUUGGAUGGCAUAUACAUGGAGAAAGACAUGGAUGAUGUGGUCAUGAAGACUGCCAUUGGAGUCCUUGGAGAUCUAGCUGAUACGUUGGGAAGUGAUGCUGGUUCUCUGAUACAGCAAUCUGUCUCAAGCAAAGACUUUUUGAAUGAAUGCUUGUCUUCAGAAGACCUAAUGAUUAAAGAAUCUGCUGAAUGGACCAAGUUGGCCAUUAGUCGUGCCAUUUCUGUAUGAGGGUUUUGCCAUUCAGCAUGUUUAUAUUCUUUUGGAAGUCCAUGCAUUUGCGUGUGUUGAGUUGAGGGUAUUGGAUUACAUGUGUCAAGUCAUUGCCAUUGUCAGACAAUGGUAAUUAUUGGUCUUCAAGUUGUCACUAACUAUUGCGUCAGCGUUAUAGGGUCAGAUUUCAAUUUUUAUCGUGGAGAAAGUGGAUGAGAUGGUUUCAGAGAAGUUGAUGAACACCUCCAUAAAAUUUGGGAAGGCAUAUAUUUUGUGCCUGAAGGAUUGAAGUAGUGGAGGGAUCAGUAGUUGUGACAUGUGGGGGUGACUGACCAGUCAGAUAGCAUGGUCACUUGCUGCUUGUACGCUGCCAUUGUGUCAAGACAAGCAUCAUUUUUGGCAUAGUGUGGUUUUCUCGAGGUAAAUUUAGGUUGUUGGAAUGGAUAAUUGAGGAUCUGGUUCAAAGAGCUGCAGCGCUUCAAGACAUCUUGAGUGCUGCGAAUCUUAAUUGUCCUUCCUUCUCCUAGUUUUGGUACCCCCUUCUUUUUAGCAGCUCAAGUGUGCAUAAUUCUCAAGUAAACAUCGGUGUUUGGGUUGCAUUUAAUCACAUCUCCACCUUAUGUAUCUUUGGUUAUCGC